CGGCGCUUUAUGGGAGGGGGAAGGGCCGGCGGUUGCUGAACGGGGAGGCUCGAUUCUGUUCUCGGUCAUGGCGUAUUCGCUGACCUCAGGAGUGCUCCUUGCAUUUGGUGCCAUUUUUUUAACAACAGUUGGAGUUGUUGUUGGCCAUUAUGUAUUGUCCAAAAAAAGGAAAGCUAAGGUUACAUUGCAAGAUCCGAAUGAGAAGUACCCUUUGCGACUGAUAGAUAAGGAGGUUUUGAGUCAUGACACUAGGAGGUUUCGCUUUGCUCUUCCUUCAGCUGGUCACAUUCUCGGUUUGCCUGUGGGAAAACACGUAUACCUUUCUGCUAGAAUUGACGGAAGCCUUGUUGUUCGACCAUAUACUCCAGUUACCAGUGAUGAUGAUAAGGGCUAUGUGGAUCUUGUUGUGAAGAUAUAUUUUAAAGGAGUGCAUCCUAAAUUCCCUGAAGGUGGAAAAAUGUCUCAGUACCUGGAAGAUCUGAAGAUUGGUGAUACCAUUCACUUCAGAGGGCCGGGAGGAUUACUCAUUUAUAAUGGGAAAGGUAAUUUUGGUAUCCAACCUGACAAGAAAUCACCACCUGAAGCCAGGUUUGCAAGAAAACUUGGCAUGAUUGCGGGUGGAUCUGGUAUUACUCCAAUGUUGCAGUUAAUACGUGCUGUCAUGAAGGAUCGUGAAGACCCAACUAUGUGCUACUUGCUCUUUGCAAAUCAAACUGAAAAAGAUAUCCUGCUACGUGAUGACUUGGAGGAACUUCAAGCUCUGUAUCCCGAUCGCUUUAGGCUGUGGUAUACUGUGGAUAAAGCUCCUGAAGGCUGGGAUUAUAGUGAAGGUUUUGUGAAUUCUGAUAUGAUCAAGGAACACCUUCCAGCACCUGCUGAUGACGUAUUGAUUCUCAUGUGUGGCCCACCUCCCAUGAUUCAAUUUGCGUGCAAUCCCAACUUGGACAAACUUGGAUAUUCACAAGGAAUGCGUUUUACAUACUAAAUGCCAAUGUUAGCAUUUUGAGUUUGGUGAAGGCGAAAGUAAAAUGGAUAUAUUUUGCACUUCAGCCUGUGUGGCAUUUGCUGAACAGCAAUUAAACAUGACUUUUUAAUGCAGGUUGCACCUAAUACUAAUGUUCACGGCAAUGUAUUUGUACAUGUUCAGCUAUAUAAUAUGGUUUCAUCUGUUAAUCUCUUUGGAGGAUACAGAAUUGAACCAUGUUUAAUAUGCAAGUCAAUGUUUGAACUUGAGUUUUCAAUGCUGUACUGAAAACCUUUUUGAAUGUCAAGCACCUGGUAAAAUCUGUCCCAGUCUAAAAAAAAAUCAGGACAGUGGCAUGUGGGUAGAUGUAUUACAUUCUUGAAAUUUUCAGUUUUUUUUAUUUGCACUUAUUGCUGUACUACCAUUGACUGUUAACACCAAGUAUGUGUUCUUCACCUACCAAUAUUAGUGACUUAAUUGUAUUUGAGAAAAUUCAAUGAAACUUUAAAACCUUUGAUUUUUCUCUUCAUGCAACCUAUUGCAUCUCAUGGCUUGAAGGAAUGAAAGCUUAACUUUGAGCAAAAGGGGCCAGGGCUCAAAGUUAAUGUUAACCACAACCAAUUUGCUCAAAAAUAAUCUUGGAAAAUCCAAAGAUUUCUGGGUGGAUUAAGGGGAUGCUACUUUGUUAUUCUGGGGAGCAUUUGAUUUGUGUUUAAUAUGUAAGUGUACCAGAGAUUAUAAUGCAAAUACCAAACAAUGUAGUUGGCAAUGCUGAAUGGCUAUGAUGCAAUAGUGGCAAUUGUUCUAAAUAUUUAACCUUUUGCAUUUAGCAGGCUUGGCAUGAGGUCUUUAAUAUUUUAUGGUUUUGGUGACUGUAAUGUCUGUCUGACCAGUGUUUUCAGUGACCACAUAGUAAUUCUAUCUGAAAUACAUGUGCCUUAAGUGACUGUCUUAUUAUUUACUUAGAUUUUGGUCUACAACUCUAAAAAUCCACAUGUUCUGAUUUGAUCUAAGGUUUAUUUUUUAAAUGUGCAACUAUAAACCUGGGGUUGUCUGUUCUGACAGUGCCAGAGUCCUCUCUGGUUUAAAAAAAUAAAUUAGCCCACAAAUUGUAUUUUAGUUAUACUGCACCAGAUUGCCUCAUUAGUACAAUUUAAACUAUUGGCAAGACAAACUCCAAUCAUUAAUUGAAGUCUGUGAAUAAUCAUAGAACUUGUUCUAAAGAUUCUUGCAGUAAAUUGUGCUGAUCGCUAAUUUUUGAAAUGUGUGACACUAUAAAUAAAGUCCUUUCAUUGAAA
This is a messenger RNA of Pristis pectinata (smalltooth sawfish), 2262 nucleotides long. RefSeq names its product NADH-cytochrome b5 reductase 1. The coding region runs from base 68 to 985 and encodes 305 amino acids. Gene Ontology annotation, molecular function: oxidoreductase activity; FAD binding. The transcript has 9 exons. NCBI's taxonomy places the organism in Eukaryota, Metazoa, Chordata, Chondrichthyes, Rhinopristiformes, Pristidae. The record is from RefSeq and is a predicted model, not a curated record. Gene Ontology annotation, cellular component: mitochondrion.